Aureobasidium uvarum is the source of this 894-nucleotide messenger RNA. Lineage: Eukaryota; Fungi; Ascomycota; Dothideomycetes; Dothideales; Saccotheciaceae. The record is from the annotation of a GenBank genome assembly.
AUGGCUUUCUCAUACUACGAAUACGUACCGUCUAAAGCAGCUGCUGCAACCUCUUGCCUCGUCUUCAUCAUCGUCACUCUCCUCCACUCCUGGCAACUCUUCCGCACGCGGACCUGGUUCUUCAUCCCCUUCGUCAUCGGCGGGUUCUGUACGUGCACAUAUAAUACAUAUUCGUCGGACCUGAAGCCUAACCUCAGCAUCANNGUCGAAGUAAUCGGAUACGCCGCUCGAGCAAAGUCUGCAAGCCAAGACCCGGAUUACACCUUGAUGCCAUAUAUCCUCCAAUCUCUCUUCCUGCUCCUCGCACCCACCCUCUUCGCAGCAAGCAUAUACAUGGAACUCGGCCGCAUCCUCGACCUUACAGAAGGAGAAUCUCGCUCUUUGAUUAAGCGAAAAUUGCUCACCAAGAUCUUCGUCAUGGGAGAUGUGCUUUCAUUCCUCGCACAGAGCGCUGGUGGUGGUAUGCUUGCUCAAGGCAUGUCCUCUGGAAACAAAAUCAUUAUCGGAGGAUUGGUACUUCAACUGCUGUUCUUUGGCUUCUUUAUGGUGUCGGCUGUGGUUUUCCAUCGUCGCAUGUCAAGCAAUCCGACAAUGAAAGUCAAGAGUAUGCCUUUGCCCUGGAAGAAACACCUUCUUGCGUUGUAUGCUGGCAGUAUCAUGAUCUUGGUUCGCUCGCUCUAUCGGUUGAUUGAGUAUGUCCAGGGAGGCAGCAGUGGGUAUAUUGUUGAGCAUGAGUGGACGUUGUAUGUCUUUGAUGCUGUCCUCAUGCUGGGUACAAUGCUGGUCUUCUUUUGGGUCCAUCCGAGCGAAAUCAGAGCGCUUUUGCGUGGUGGGCGUGCACUCCAGGGUUGGGUGCCCUUGAGAGUACUUGCGCCACUACACACCUCGGUGUGA